GAGCAUUGUGUCUGGUUUCACACAGGCAGACUGACCCUCUCUCUCCGGGGACACUGACAGCGCUCUCCACGGAGAGACACACAGACACAGACAGCACAGAGAGAGAGAGAGAGAGAGAGAGAGAGAGGGAGGGAGAGGGAGGGAGAGAGAGAAAGGGGGGGAGAUAGUGGUGAAAGUGAGAGAAGAGAGGAUCAAUAACGAGGGCUGAGACGUUCUCCAAAUCAGUUUUUUUCUUUCAUUUUUUAAGAGUGAAGGGGGAAAAGACGCAGAGAAAUGGUGUAACAUCUAGUCGGGAAGAAGGUGGGGAUUGCAGAAGGCACGUUUUUAGGGGGGGAAGAGAGAAAGGCUGCCACCACAAGGAUCUGUAUAUUUUGAAGGGAACAACUCCUUUUGGCUGAGAAGACACAGAGAGAGAGAGAGGGAUCGGAGAGAGAAAGGGAGACUCCUGGACUGAUUAACAUUCACGGCAGAAGAAACCACAGCAGCUGAAAUCAGAGAAGAAUGAGAUUAUUCACAAGGGCCAACUACUCUGCACUGAGCUGGGCCGUUACUGCCAGCAACCUGUAGCUUGUCCAGCUCCUCUUUACCAGCCAAACAAACACAUACCAAGAACCACGUCAUCUGACCGUGACAUCAGUUGGAAGGGGAUGACUGAGCACAUUCAUAACAUCAACGUCCACAACUUCAGCAAUUCCGUCCUCAAGACCCUAAAUGAGCAGCGCAACCGCGGGCACUUCUGUGAUGUGACCAUUCGGAUCCAUGGGAGCAUGCUUCGAGCCCACCGCUGCGUGCUGGCAGCCGGGAGCCCCUUCUUCCAGGACAAGCUGCUCCUGGGCUACAGCGACAUCGAGAUCCCCUCCGUGGUCUCGGUGCAGUCCAUCCAAAAGCUGAUCGACUUCAUGUACAGCGGCCUGCUGCGGGUCUCCCAGUCCGAGGCCCUGCAGAUCCUGACCGCAGCCAGCAUCCUGCAGAUCAAGACCGCCAUCGAUGAGUGCACGCGCAUCGUCUCUCAGAACGUCGGCUCGAGCGGGGCCAGGGGGUUCCCACUCAACUCCGGGGAGACGGUGGAUCUUAAGGCCCGAGGGACCCCGGAGUCUGAUGGGUCCUGUCCCGGGAGCGACAUCGAGCCCAUCUACAUGCACAUCCACUCCAAACAGGGCCUGGAGCACAAGUCCCUCUUCUCCUCCUCCGGCCUCUCCCUGCAGAAUGGCUCCCAGGACCAGCCUUACUGCGGGGGGGGCAUCCCGGGCGACAACAGCCCCUCCCUCUCCCUCCAAAAAGAGCAGCACAGGCAGGACCCCAUCCAUGAGAGCACGCAGCAGCAGAUGGAGAGACUCCUCUGCAGCCCUGAGACCACCCACUGCCGAAAGCAGUCCCGGCCUGUGCGCAUCCAGACUGACAGCGUCGACGCCGUACAGGACGCGGACGAAGACUAUGACUGUUUCGGAGAAGAGCCGAUGCAGGGCCUGGAGCACAAGGAGGAGGAGGAGCCGGUGGAUGUCACCGACCCGAUAGAGAGCGGGGAGAGCGAGCCCAAAGGUGAGAGCUUCGACUCGGGCAUGAGCUCGUCCAUCAGCACCGAGCCCGACUCCGUGGAGCAGCAGUUCGUGGUGGGCUUCGCCCGAGACGGGGGCGCGGACGGCGCGCAUGCAGAGGUGACAGAACUGCUCUGGGAGCACCCAGCGCAAACCGACAUGAAAGACUCCCCGGAGCAGACAGACGAUGGCGAAGACGGCGGCGUGCCCCAGAGCAACAUCAACGACAAGAUGGUGCUGCAGCAUCCCAUGAGCCCGGUCAUAUCCAAGCUGAUGCCCAACCCCCAGCAAUACCUGCGGCAGCCCGCCUCUCUCGCCAGCAACCUGCGGAUGCCCCUCACCAUGACCAGCAACACCCAGGUCAUCAGCACCACCGGAAACUCUUACCUGCCCACCCUCUUCGCGACGCAGUCGGCCGGAAGCACCAAGCCAGUGCUCUUCAGCCUGCCGCAGGCUCUGGGGACCCAGCAGAACCAGUACGUGACCGUCCCUCCUCCCAGCAUCCCUCCAUACACCACCCAGCUGCUGACCCAGCAGGCUUCAGCACAGAAAACAGGCCAGGCUGGUGGAGCCACCGGACAGGGAGAGAAGAGGCCGUACGAGUGCCCCCUGUGCAGCAAGACCUUUACCGCUAAACAGAACUAUGUCAAGCACAUGUUUGUGCACACCGGUCAGAAACCACACCAGUGCAACAUCUGCUGGCGAUCUUUUUCCCUGAAGGAUUAUCUAAUAAAACACAUGGUGACGCACACGGGGGUGCGUGCCUACCAGUGCAGCAUCUGCAACAAGCGCUUCACCCAGAAGAGCUCCCUAAACGUCCACAUGCGCCUGCACCACAAAGAGAAGUCUUACGAGUGCUACGUCUGCAAGAAGAAGUUCUCCCACGAGACUCUGCUGGGGAGGCACAUGGCCCUGCACAAUGCAGAGAGUGGCGGGGGGGGCCCAGGAGGGGCCGCCGCCAUCAAGGCUGGGGGGCCCGUCCCAGUCCCCGUGGUGGUGGGAGCCCCUGAGGCCGGUCCCGGAGACGGGACAGGUAUAGGUAUGGAAAUUGCAGAGGCUCCUAUUACUGGCUGCUAAGAGUGGAUCACUGAGGUGUUCUUUGUUCGCCCAAUCAAAUUCAACCAAAUUGAGCAUUUCAGUGACCAUCUGCACAUGCAUGCCUCAGAUUGUAGGAAAGACCUCUUCAGAAGAGCAGAAAUGAAUAAAUAAGUAAAAAAGAGCACGAAGAGGUACACAUAUAGACACUGACACAUUAGGUUUUCCAGAGUUUUCUUUUGAGUGUUCUUAAAGAAGCAAAUUGAUGGUGGCCUUAAGGCUAUGUAGUCUGUAAUUGGUCCACAGGUUGGACCUUGAUUACUGGCCUCUAACUAUAUGUUUUCCUUUAUUGCUGAUUCAUAUGUCAAGCAUGACAUAAAGGGCCACUAUCUCCUGAAAUCUAACAGGCACAUAAACACACACAUGCUUGCGCUCACACUCAUGCGCACUUACAAGCAUGCACACACACAUAUGCACUCACAAACACGCACAAUCACUCACACACAUGUACUCAAACACACACACACACAUAC
Anguilla anguilla (European eel) is the source of this 3103-nucleotide messenger RNA. Its product is annotated as zinc finger and BTB domain-containing protein 20-like. The transcript has 4 exons. NCBI's taxonomy places the organism in Eukaryota, Metazoa, Chordata, Actinopteri, Anguilliformes, Anguillidae. Bases 648 to 2612 code for a protein of 654 amino acids. Gene Ontology annotation, biological process: regulation of transcription by RNA polymerase II. The record is from RefSeq and is a predicted model, not a curated record. Gene Ontology annotation, molecular function: RNA polymerase II cis-regulatory region sequence-specific DNA binding; DNA-binding transcription factor activity, RNA polymerase II-specific; protein binding.